UGUUGAUAUGAAAGCCCAAAAGGAGGGGAGCGUGUUGAAACCACGUGGAAAGGUGUUGUUUACAUAAAAAAGCGUGUCUCUUUCCACACCUUUCCACUCUUGUCUCUCUAUCUAUCUUUCCCCUUUGAGCUUUUCCAGUGUCACCAAAUUCACUUAACAACGCACAGUACAAGAAUCUCCUCCUUGUUCUGUUCUCAUCCCUUUGUUUCUAGAAGACAUGGCCAUGGUUACUGCUUCUUCUAUUGUUGGUCUCCAUCCUAUGUUGGUUUCACCUCCUUUAUUCCACUGUUCUCCUCAACUACCACACCUUCACCUUCCAACUACUCAUUCUUCUCACCUUUUUGCAACAAGACCUCUGCUUCGCCCCCACAAGUGUUUUGUGACAAAAGACGACUUUUCCAUAAUCCAUAAUGGAGCUGAAGCAGAAGGAGAAGAAGAAGAAGAAUUGGAAGAGAAGAGUGAAACUAUCUUACAUUCCUUUUCUCCAUUGCCACUACUGUUUGCAGCUGCUCUUCUACCCGGAGCUGGAGCUGUGAGUUCUACAUUUGGGCCAUUUGUUCAGCUUGUCAAAUCAUGGAACCUUCCAGAUUGGCUUGUGCAUUGGGGUCACCCUGGCAACAUGGCAGUUGUGCUCUUUGCUAUGGGUGGCUAUGGUACUUAUCUUGGUUUUCGCAUUAAAUAUUCUGAUGAUGUGGAAGAAAAGGCUAAGGCCAAGGACUUGCAUCCAAAGCUUUUAGCUGGUAUGUUUUUCUUCUUUGCUCUUGGUGCUACCGGGGGAGUAACAUCUCUACUCACAUCAGAUAAACCCAUUUUUGAGAGUCCUCAUGCUGUUACAGGUGCUAUAGGCCUUACUUUGUUGACAGUACAAACCAUAUUGCCUUCACUCUUUGAGGGAAAUCCUGGACUAAGGAAUGUUCAUGGUAUCUUGGGAAGUGGCAUCAUGACUCUUUUUCUUAUUCAUGCUGCCCUUGGACUUCAAUUAGGCCUCAGUUAUUGAUUACAACUUCUUCCAACAUGUAUUGUUAUUUGAAGUUUUCCUUUUGGUGUACAUUCUUUUUGUAUUAUUAUUUUUUGGGGGGGCUAAGGUUUUCUCAAUUACAAUUGAGAAGAAUGACUAUCAGGAUUUUAUGUGCUCUUCUAUUAUAUGUUUGUGGAAAAUAAAACGGCACACAUAUAAUUUUUGCCCCUCAUUACUUAAUAUAGGGUGUUGUAAUAUCUGCACUAUUUCUUCCAAGUUGUACUUGUUUCAAAUGUUGAGCUCUUAUUCAGUUAUUAGAGAAGAAAGAAAAAGAA
This is a messenger RNA of Arachis stenosperma, 1293 nucleotides long. RefSeq lists its product as uncharacterized. The transcript has 6 exons. Lineage: Eukaryota; Viridiplantae; Streptophyta; Magnoliopsida; Fabales; Fabaceae. Bases 218 to 997 code for a protein of 259 amino acids. Gene Ontology annotation, cellular component: membrane. The record is from RefSeq and is a predicted model, not a curated record.